This is a messenger RNA of Jaculus jaculus (lesser Egyptian jerboa), 897 nucleotides long. RefSeq names its product sperm-tail PG-rich repeat containing 3 (gene Stpg3). The coding region runs from base 1 to 897 and encodes 298 amino acids. NCBI's taxonomy places the organism in Eukaryota, Metazoa, Chordata, Mammalia, Rodentia, Dipodidae. The record is from RefSeq and is a predicted model, not a curated record. The transcript has 6 exons.
AUGAAUUUUGACCAGAAGGCUGUGAAAUUCCUAGCAAAUUUUUACAUCAAUGAAGGCAAAUACUGGACACAUGGCCCCCUGAAGGAGACACCUCUUCAUUCUACUCAGCCCAAGGCUGCUGUGCUGUGGAACCAGGAUGAGAUGUGGCUUCCAAAGACUAACGGGGCCCCAGCUGGCCUCAGGUUAAGAUUGAGAACCACUAAGGAGAAUCCAUCUAUUGGCACUGAGACUCUGAGAGAGCUAUUGCUGGAGAGACGACCCCCAAUUUUGAUGGACCUGGAUGUCCCUGGACCUACCAAGUAUGAGGUGCCCAGUGCGUCUCUGCGAGAGUCCUCUGCACACCCCCACUACACCAUAGGCCGCAAGUACCAGGGCCGAGAGGGUGGUGGCCGCAGGGCAUGGCACACUAUGUGGCUCCAGAGUGAAAGCCCCUUCACACAGAAGUCCGACUUCAUCCAAGAGCAAAAGUGGCCGUCACCUGCUCAGUACAAGCCACUCAGCCAGCCUGCUUUCCCAGCCUUCAGCUUUGGAGGCCGCCAACACUCUACCUACAAGAUGCCUGAGACCCAGGUCCGCCCAGGGGUGCUUCGGGCCAGAGGUCCUUUUGUCAUUAGCCCACUCCAAGCUCCCCCGAAGUCCUCCAGCAAAAAUCACCCCAGCCCUAACACGUACAACAUCCUCCCUGGAUACCGUCUGCAGAGCACACGCUCACCUGCCUUCUCCAUGAGCCGAUCACCUGCCAUCUCAUCCUGGAUCAGCUCCUCAAAAACCCCCGGUCCAGCUGCCUACUAUGUGGAAGACUGCUACAACUCACGCUUCCCCUCCACACCAGGAGUGGUUAUCCAGGGAGUGCGUAGACCGAAACGCCAUGACACAGGCCCCUUCUGCACGUUGUAG